CGAACCAGGAACAAAAACUAAAGCAGCGACGGUUGCCUCCCGGGCUCAUAUUCGGAUCGGACAGGAAGUGCCUUGGCGGGUUAUCGUGUUUUCACCCCACGUGAACCGUAUAGUGACGAUAAGUGACGGCUAACAGUUUUCCAAAUACAUUUUACUUAAUUGCACUGAAUUAUUUGACAGAAGAGAUUCGACCUAGGGCAAUAUGGCUGAAGUAAUUCAGCAGAGAAUAGAAGAUCGCAUCCCGGAGCUUGAGCAGCUGGAGAGAGUUGGUCUUUUCACCCCAACUGAAGUGAGGGCCAUGCUUAAGAAAGUGUCAGCGCUUGAGUAUAAACUGCACAGAAGAAUAAUCGGUAAAGACGACUUUAUAACGUAUAUUCAGUAUGAGAUCAAUGUUUUGGAUCUAAUUAAAAAAAGAAGAAAUCGUAUCAGGUAUCAUUUUAAAAGGGAAGAAAUAGAAUAUCCUAUCAUCCAGAGAAUAUAUGAUGUUUUCAAAAGGGCAACUUCCAAGUGGAAGGAUGACAUUCAGCUCUGGCUCUCCUUUGUUGCUUUUUGCAAAAAAUGGGGUACUAAGAAACAACUUAGUAAGGUGUUCUCUUCUGUGCUUGCAAUUCAUCCAGACAAACCAGCUCUGUGGAUCACUGCAGCAAAAUGGGAAAUGGAAGACUGUUCCUCAUCGGAGAGUGCAAGACAAUUAUUUCUACGUGCCUUGCGAUUUCACCCUGACAACAAAAAGCUUUACCAAGAGUAUUUCCGAAUGGAGCUUAUGCAUGCCGAGAAGUUGUGUAAGGAGAAAAGCCAAUUAGAACAAGCCAAGAUUAACCUGGAUGAUUAUGAAUUUGCAGAAGAAAUCAUGAAAGGAGAAUUGGCAAAGAUUGUCUAUAAAGAGGCCAUUCAGAAAAUAUCUGGAGCAGAUUUCAUUUUGUCGUUACUGUCUGUUGCAUCCCUCUUUGACUUUGCUAAGGAUAUUCAAGAGCAAGCCCUGCAAGACCUGCAGAUCCUAUAUACUAAAGAUCCUUUGACAUGGGACUUCAUGGCCAAAAGAGAGUUAGAAGUAAAUUUGUUACCAUCUACAGAAUCUGUAUCUAAACAAAGUAAAGUGACAGACAUAGCACAAAAGGAGGAGAGAUGCAGUGCUGUUUACGAAGAGGCAGUGAUGGCUGUGCCAACAGAGGCCAUGUGGACUUGCUAUGUCAUAUUUUGCUUGGAGAGAUUUAAGAGGAAAUGUAACAGUACAGAUUUAAAACAGAAGAGAUGGGACAGGAUGAUGUCUGUGUGUCACAGAGCACAUGACCUGGGAUUGCUGCAGGAAUCCCUUUACAAGCCGUGGCUCCAUAGCUUACAAGCCUUUGGUCAGGAAGACAAGGCUACAGAAGUUGCUAUUGCUAUGACAAAACGUUUCAGCCAAUCAGUGGAAACAUGGAAGAUGAGUCUUCAAGUUCUCAUGGAGUCAAAAAGUGACAAAGUCCACAGUUUAUUCCAGGAGGCCCUUGCACAAGUCACACCCAAGGAAAGUUUACCACUUUGGAUUUUAAAAGCAGAGUGGACUGAAGCGAAUCAGAGCUCUGAAGAGAUUGAAGCCUUUUUUGCGAAGGGCGUCCUCUUCUUGGUUCCAGCCGUGUCUAUUGCUUUGAAGGAAAGAUAUCUAGACUGGUCUUUUAAGACUGGAGGAAUCAAAAAAGCCAGGAAGACUUUUGCAAGAUUGCAUGAAUGUCGCCCUCUGUCCCUUGAGUUUUUCAGACAAAUGCUUCAGAUUGAAAAAGAGCAGGAGAAAUGCAAAAUGGAAAACAUUAGAGAAUGUUAUGAGAGGGCAUUACGAGAAUUUGGAGCUGAUGAGGAAGAACUAUGGCUGGAUUACAUUAAAGAAGAGUUGAGUCACCAUCAAGGAAACCCAGAGAACUGUGGGAAGAUUUACUGGCGCGCAAUGCAGACUCUGCAAGGAGAGCAGGUUGAGAGCUUUGUAUCCAAGCACACACUGCUACAGACAGGACACUCAUAGGGGUGCUCAGUAAACCUGCUGUUUUCAUUUAGGUCAACUUUUCAAAUUUUUUGAUACGAAGAGAGGACUAUGUACAUUACUAUUAUUUAGAAUAAAGACAUUGUAUUUUGUUUUGAAUGUUAAGAAUUUUCACAUAUGAAAAGCAGCUCCUGUUUCAUUCUGAAGUGGCAAGUGGGGGAAUGUGUCUGAGAGAUCUUUCUUUAAAAUGUAGGCUCCGUCAAAUGCUAAGGAACACAUCUUGUCUUGGACUUGUGUCUUGAAUUAUAGUGCCUCUCAAUGUCCUGUGUAAAUAUUUGGGUACUGGUAUUCAAAAUUAGGCUAUAAAAUAAUGGAUAAAUUAAAUGACUACAGAAUAAUAAUCUCUGAGAUGCCCCUAACUUUACAUGAUAGGUUAAGGUAUGUAUAAAUUAUACCAAUACAAACAAACAUGUUCAGGUUUAGCAUUUCUGUGGGAAGGUUAGUGUAAUCUCUGAAAUACAAAAUGAGACAAUGUCUUAAUAUCUGCCUGUCCAUAUGUGUGCUACCAACAUAACUGAUUAGUAUUUUCGGUCAAAUAUUCUUUCUGUAUUUUGGAAACUACAUUUGGUCAGUUGAUGUUUUGGAAAUCUUAGUUUGUUUUCUUUCCAUGCUAUUGUUUUAUAUCCUAUAUUAUGUUGUUUGUGAGUUGGCCUGUAUGCCUUUUGAAUAAGGUAAUUGACAAACAUGAUCAUAGCUGCCAGUGUGGCAACAGUACACGUUUGCGGUGCUGUAACUGCACUUUUCAUAGUCAUUUUCUGAUUAUUUAAGUUGUUGAGCUACAUCUCCAUAUGCUACUUACCUCCUGGUAAAACAGAUCAAACCUC
This is a messenger RNA of Erpetoichthys calabaricus (reedfish), 2838 nucleotides long. It is a transcript of the gene utp6, whose product is annotated as UTP6 small subunit processome component. Gene Ontology annotation, biological process: maturation of SSU-rRNA from tricistronic rRNA transcript (SSU-rRNA, 5.8S rRNA, LSU-rRNA). Bases 203 to 1996 code for a protein of 597 amino acids. The transcript has 19 exons. Gene Ontology annotation, cellular component: small-subunit processome; Pwp2p-containing subcomplex of 90S preribosome. The record is from RefSeq and is a predicted model, not a curated record. NCBI's taxonomy places the organism in Eukaryota, Metazoa, Chordata, Cladistia, Polypteriformes, Polypteridae. Gene Ontology annotation, molecular function: snoRNA binding; protein binding.